Suillus discolor is the source of this 1409-nucleotide messenger RNA. RefSeq names its product ClpP/crotonase-like domain-containing protein. Gene Ontology annotation, biological process: fatty acid beta-oxidation. The transcript is spliced from 8 exons. Gene Ontology annotation, molecular function: enoyl-CoA hydratase activity. Lineage: Eukaryota; Fungi; Basidiomycota; Agaricomycetes; Boletales; Suillaceae. Gene Ontology annotation, cellular component: mitochondrion. The coding region runs from base 132 to 992 and encodes 286 amino acids. The record is from RefSeq and is a predicted model, not a curated record.
GGACCUUGAAAUACGCUAUUAGACUCGAGUCGGGACCAUUCCAUGGCCAAGUUCCGUCGGCUAGUGCUGGCUUCGUGCACCCUUAUCGAAUUGAUAGACGAGUGAAGGUCUCAUCUACACUUGGAACAAACAUGCUCUACGCUAGGAAAGUAAUGAGUAUAGGGCUGUCGCGACAAUCGCGCAGGCUCUUCUCAACACAGGCACCCGAAGCCUUCCUCGAACCUCUCCAGUCUCACCUCGGUAUAGCAUGUCUGUCCCUCAACAGACCACAGGCAAAGAAUGCUAUUUCAAUGAAAUUACUUCAUGAAUUCCGCGAAUGUCUAGAAACCGCUAAGUACGACAAGAGCAUCCGAGCGCUGAUAAUACGUUCCACUACUAUGGGCUCCUUCUGCGCAGGCGCCGACCUCGCAGAGAGACGCACUAUGUCUCAAAUUCAAGUUGCGAAAUUCCUUUCUGACUUGCGUGCUGCACUUGGUCAAUUGGAAGCCUUGCCCAUGCCAACAAUCGCUGCAAUCGAUGGUCCCGCAUUAGGGGGAGGGUUAGAAUUGAGUUUUGCCUGUGACUUGCGUGUGGCCGGACAUGAAGUGACAAAGAUAGGCCUUCCGGAGACACGCCUCGGGAUUAUCCCUGGAGCGGGCGGUACUCAACGUGCUGUCAGAUUACUGGGCAUGUCGAAAGCAAAGGUCCUGAUCUUUACAGCCAAGAUGCUGACAGCCAAAGAAGCACUUGAAUGGGGCAUAGUGGAUUAUGUAUCAUCUCCCUCUACAUCAGCCUUCGAACGGGCGGUCGAAUUGGCUCAAGAAAUAACCAAAAGCGCCCCAUUAGCGCUUCGAGCUGCAAAGCAGGCAAUUUCACGUGCAGCUGACCUCUCGUUGGAAUCAGGUCUUGACUUAGAGAGAGCGUCAUAUGAAGUUCUUCUACCUACGAAAGAUCGGUUGGAGGCUUUACAGGCAUUCAAAGAAAAACGACAACCUGUUUUUAAAGGAGAAUAGUCUUCUACAUUUGAUUUGGAGUGUGCCGCGUAUGCUGACUCAUAGUGCAACGAAUCGUGACAAGAUCAGGUAUAAUGUUCGCGCACACAUUAUCUAUAUAUCUACCGCGCCUGUGUUUUCAUUGAAAAUAUCAUUGGCGACACAUGGCAGAGUUUCCGGAAGUUCUUUGACAACCUUGCUGGCGUGUCACGGUGUCACUAUGUGGCCAUACCAGCCUCCGCCGGCACAGAUGUUGCGGGACUGGUCAGCAUCUUGAUGCUGGCCGUAAUCCACAGGUGGUCUGCUGAUCCACGGGGUAUUCCAUUUUCUUGAGGAUGUCUUCGAACAAACAUGCCAAAAACUUUAGGACAAGGCACCCGUGGCCCUAUGUUGUUGCUACUUUUUCUUGUGACAUACCACUUGUCCAUUAUAGUGAUU